GUCAUGGGUCUAGGUGUUUCUGGCAAAACAGAGCUAUGUAAUAGGUUUGCAAACGGUCAUUUUACUGAUUCCACAUAUCCAACCAUUGGAUAUAAUCUCUAUAAAACGUCAUUUAAAUCUGAUGGAGAAAAAUUCCAAGUACAAUUUUGGUAAUGUAUUUGCUUUGUUUUAUUAGUUAGUUGGGUAAGUAUAGUUAAUAUGCUCAAGAAAAUAUUACUUGUAGACGUUUAAUUCAUUGGAUCAGAACUCGUGCUUAAUUUUGAUACACAUGUUUAAGGGGAUAACUAUGGGGGUAUUUUAGCUCAACUGAUUUGUUCAUUGUGUCUGAGUUUUAGUGUUAGGUAGACGGUCCGUCUUCCGUCGUCUGUUGUCCUGUGUACUGCGUCAACACUUUUUAAAAAAAAAAAAAAAAAAAAACCUUCUCCUCUGUAACUACUGAAAAGUGUUACAAAAAAUUUGGUCAGUAGCAUCCUGGCAUAGACUUCCUACCAAUUUGUUCAAAAAUGAUAUGCUUUGCCCGUUUUAGAAGCCACAAGACAAAACCUUUGAAUGACUUCUUUCCCAUAAAUCCAUCAGACUUGGUCUGGAGUCACGUGUCAUCAUAAGUUUUUCUUCUAAAUGUAUUCAAAUGGAGGCGCUUAACCCUUUUCAGGGGCUUCUAGAGUUAAACAUAGAAAUACCUUAAACAAUUUCGUCUGAUGAACUGGUGGAUGGAUCUUCAUCAAACUGGGUCUAAAGGAUCGUUUAAAGACCUUUUUCCAAAUUUCCUCAAAUUGAGUCGCUAAGCUCUUUUAGCGGCCGCUUGAACUAAAAGUAGAAAUAUUAUUAAACCAUUUCUUCUUAUGAACCGCUUGAUGGAUCUUCGUUAAAUUCGAUCUGGAGCAUAAUGAUAAGGACCUCUCAUCAGCUGGAUCAAAUAGGGAUGUUUGUCUCCUUCUAGGAGCCGCUAGAAAUGAUGAAAUACCUUUGAACAACUGCUAGAUAAAUGUUUAUCAAACUUGAGCAAUGCAGGAGCUUAAUCAAACUCAUAGUCAGCUCCUCUCCAAAAUUUGUUCAAAAAAGGGAAUCUACUGACUUUAUUGUCCAUCCAUUACCUUUUGAAAUCAUGUUAUCGAUUCUGUUUAUUAUUUCAAGAAAUGCUUAGCAUAAAGUGUUUUUUUUUAAUCUAUAAUUAUUAUAGAUGAAGCCUUUUUUAGUGUAAAAUAGAAAUACCUUUUAAAAACUUCUACGCAAGAACCGUUGUACGGGUCUUCAUUUAACUUGACCUGGAGCAGCUUGAUAAGGUUUAGUACCAAGUUUGAUCAAGUAAGGACACUUGACCUGUUUUAGAGGCUACUGCAGCUAAAAUUAGGAGAUAAUAACCUUUAAACGACUUUUUCUGAUGCACUGCUGAUUGAAUCUUAAUUAAACUUUGUCUGUGGCUAGUUCUAGAGCUUAAAAUGAAAUACGUUUAAAUGACUUCUUCUCAUGAACCACUUCAUCACACUUGGUGGGUAACAUCAUUGUAAGGUCCUCGCCUUAUGAUCCUUGUUCAAGUAGGUGUGCUCGUUCCGUUGUGAGCCCGCCCGCUUAGCUCAGUAGGUAGAGAGUUUGGUCUACGGAUCGCGGGGUCGUGAGUUCGAUCCUCGGGCUGGGCGUAUGUUCUCCGUGACUAUUUGAUAAACGACAUUGUGUCUGAAAUCAUUAGUCCCCCACCUCUGAUUCAUUUGGGGAAGUUGGCAGUUACUUGCGGAGAACAGGUUUGUACUGGUAUAGAAUCCAGGAACACUGAUUAGGUUAACUGCCCACCGUUACAUGACUGAAAUACUGUUGAAAAGCGACGUUAAACCCAAAACAAACAAACGUUCAGAAAAGAGACAAACAUGUUCGUGACUUCUUCUGAUUAAACACUGAGUGAGUCUCCAUCAAAUUUGGUCUGUAGAAUUAUUGUAGCGUUCUCUUGUAAUUGUUCUCCCCUAAAACGGCGCUUGAGCCCUUUACGGGAUCGUUAGAGCUAAAAAUAGAAAACCCUUUAAAUGACUUUUUCUCAUGCCCUACAUGGUGGUUCUUCAUCUAACUUGGUAUGUAACAUCGUUGACUGGUUUCGCAUAGCCCCGUUUCAAGGGACAAAAUAGCUAAAUACAGAAAAAAACUUCUUAUAAUGAAGUUUGUUUUAUUAAUGGUUACGCAUUUUGGGGCCGUAAAAGAAAAAAAAGAAACCAGCUUUAAUUUAGAGCUAGUGAAAAUUAAGUGCUCAGAAACAUCUCCGCCAUUAAGCGACUGGACCAGAUAGCUCCCACGCUGGUUCCUUCACUAUAGUUUUGCCAUCAACGACGUUACACUGUAACUUCUGGUUAAUCAAACGAGCAGUAUACCUAAAUUCUGGCUAAAUGCAUUCUAGCAGUGACAAAAAUAUGAUAAAAGUUUCCGUUCUAAAUGGAAUUUUGCAAAAACUGGUGAUAUAUAUAUAUUUAGCUCUACUAUUUGGAGAAUAGGGUUGCUGUUCUACUUGCCUCGGCGUCGGCGCCUGCGUCGGCGUGAGCUUUUUUGGUUAAAGUUUUUCGGCAACCUUUUUUUUUUGUUACAAUUGCUUAUAUCUUACUGUCACUUCACAUUAACAUUAUCCAGCAUACAAACAAAGUAUGUGCAGGGGCUGGGCCCAUUAUACCUAAAGUCUAGGCCACCUAGAUAUUUACUUAGGUUAUUUUUAAGGUUAACAUUUUUCGGCAACCUUUGUUUUUCUGUCAUAUCUUUGUUACUAUUGCUUACAUCUUACUGUGACUUCACAUAAACAUUGUCCAUCAUAUAAACAAAGUAUGUGCAGGGGCUGGGCCUAUUAUACUCAAGGUCAAGGUCACCAAGUUGUUAUACUUGGAAUUAUUUUCAUGUUGAUUUUUUUCGAAAGCUUAAUGACUUGAAAUUAAAAAGUAUUUCUUUAUAAUCAUCAUCUUCGUGUGUGGUCACAAUCCCAAUAACUCUAAUUGUAAAUAUCAGAAAUACGCAAGUUAGUUGGCCAACAUACUGGUAAGGUUUUAUGAGUGUCGGGUAAUGUGGUCGUACAGUAUAAUUAAUUGUUUAAUAAUACUUUUAAUAGUUUAUUAACACAUUUCAGCUUCAAACAGGGUUAGUAAACUUUUGUGACAUAUUUCCUGGGAAUCAGAAGAUUAAUACAAGGACAUCCAGCAUAAUGAUUGAGGAUUUUUUUAUUAUUUUGUUAUCAAAUAAAAUAGUAAUAACAUUAAUCAAUUAAAAACUAAUCACUUUGGUGGUGGAAAUAGAUACAGUUUAGCAAAGCCUUUAUACUUAAUGUACUUAAAGUGCAUGUAGUUUCUUAGACUGUUUUUGAUACGCAUGUCUCUGGAAGAGCGGGGCGUAUUGUGUGAACACCCGUGGCGACGGGCGGGCGAGUGGGCGGUCGACGUCCAAAAGCAUGUCCGCACUCUAACUCAGUUUUCAUCCGAUCUUCGCCAAACUUAGUGACAAUGUUUGCGGGCAUAAUAUCUCGGCCAAGUUCGACAACCAGCAAAAUCGCUACAGGUACUCUAGAGUUAUGGCCCUUUAAUUACUCAAAAUCAGAAAAUUUAGCCUUGUCCACCCUCUAAGUUAAACAGUUUUCAUCCGAUCUUCGCCAAACUUGGUGACAAUGUUUGCGGGCAUAAUAUCUCGGCCAAGUUCGAUAAUCAGCAAAAUCCCCUAGGCACUCUUGAGUUAUGGCCCUUUAAUUACUCAAAAUUUGCAAAUUUAGCCUUGUCCACCCUCUAAGUUAAUCAGUUUUCACCCGAUCUUCACCAAACAUGGUGACAAUGUUUGUGGGCAUAAUAUCUCGGCCAGGUUCGAUAACCAGCCAAAUCGCCCGACGCACUCUGGAGUUAGGGCCCUUGAAUUACUUCCAAAUCUGCAAAUUUAGCCAUGUCCGCCCUCUAAGUCAAACAGUUUUCAUACGAUCUUCACCAAACUAAGUGACAAUGUUUAUGGUCAUAAUAUCUCGCCCAAGUUCGAUAACCAGCUAAUUUUCCUUAGGCACUCUUGAAUUAUGGCCCUUGAAUUACUCGAAAAUCUGCGAAUUUAGCCUUGUCCGCUGUCUUAGUCGAACUGUUUUCAUCCGAUUUUCACUAAACUUGCUGACAAUGUUUGUGGGCAAAAUAUCUCGGCCAGUUGCGAUUACCAGCCAAAUCGCCCCAGGCACUCUUGGAUUAUGACCCUUGAAUUAGGCUAAAUUCGAUGACGGGCGUAUUUUGUGACAGUCUGCCACUCUUGUUCUGAUAUAAUUUAAUUCCAUCAAAAUAAGGAAUGUCAGUACCCAUUCCAUACUUGACCUUUAACCCCUCUGAGGACCAGAAAAUAUAACAACACUGAAUCCAUUUCCCAUCCACCUUCAGUUGUACGUAGCAGACUUCACAUUACGAGAAAAUACCGUAGUAAUAUGUUCUUGCCACUUAAAUUCAAGUAAUACUAACAAUUUACACUUGAUUCAUACCCCAUCAAAAAGGAAAUGUAUUACAGAAAUCUCAUAGAAUUCUCCCUUGACGGAGGCCAUUUUAUUUUCUUUGCAGAGAUAAACAAUUGGUUAGCACAUUGAGAAAAAGAAAUUUAAACAUUAUGAUACAUUACAAAAAUUGCUUAAAAUAUCAAUGUCUUUGCACGAUGAUACUAUUAGGAAUAGCUGCACAUUGUUUUUGUACGAUUAUGUUAUUAGAAAUUGAGACAAAGUGUCUCUGUUCGAUUAUAUUAUCAGACAUAGAGGUAGAUUAUUUUGGUACGUUUAUGUUAUUAGAAACAUAGGCACAGUUUCUUUGUUUGAUUAUGUUUUCAAGAAAUAGAGGUAAAGUGUCUUUGCGCAAUUAGUACAUUUUUUUUUCAUUUUGAUGUUAAAUUGUAUAUAGUUUCGGUCAGUCUUUUCAUUAUUUUACAUGAUUUCAGUUGAUGAUAUUUCAUUAACAUAGCUUUAUGUAAUUUUUCACCGUUUAAUAUCACUUCAGGGACACUGCUGGUAAAAAACGUUUUGAAAGUAUGUACGAUCGGCUUUUUAGUGGUACAAAUGGCAUUUUGUUUGUGUAUGACGUAACCGACGGAAAAAUGUUUGAAGACAAUAUUCAUUGGAUAGAACAAUAUAUAAUAAACAGGAUACCAGCUAACUGUGAGAAGAUGGUUGUAGGCAAUAAGAUUGAUUUGGAGGAAGAAAGAGAGGUUAGCGCUCUAAGAGGUUAUAAGCUAGCUUCUAAAUGUGGUGCAAAAUUCUUCGAAGUCAGUGCUAAAACCAACGCCCAUGUCCAGGAAGCAAUAAAUACAUUAAUAAAAACUGUUGCAGCAAGAAUUGUUGGUAAAAAGGUCCCUGAAGGAAUCAUGCACGAUCCCUAUGCUUUAGCCAUCUAUGAGAAUGCUUUGCAAGCUGGUAAGGAAAAGGACAGGUCCAUUCGAGUGAAUAUAGUUGGAAACUUCAGACAAGGUAAAACAACAUUAAUGAGAAGGUUGUUGGAACAAGACGUCAGAGACAUUACAAGUACAAAUGGAAUAGUUGUAGAACAUUACAAGUGUAAGAAAGACAGCGAUGGAAAAUUGCAUUAUAUCAAAGCAGACGGCACUAUUGGAUCAGAAUAUGUUCAGCGUCUAGUUUCGGUCGCUGCUAAGGAUGGACUGAUGGAAGAAGACACGAAAACGCACUUACUGAUGAAUGUAGCUCUGCCAGAAACAAAAACUUCAAAACAGCAUCCGCAAACAUCAGACGUCAAAGAUUCUACUCUCCGUAAAGAUACUGAAGAUUUGCCAAAUACUUUGAAUGCUGAAAAUAUGUGUGAUUCAUUAAAGAUAAGUUACACAAAUGAAGAUGAUCUGCAAAAUAAUUCUAUGUUAUCAACCGAAGAAACGAAUGUGUUUGCUGAAGCUCUUAAGACGAAUCUGCAAUCCCCAAAAAAAGAAACACAGACAGUGUUUGAUAUUUGGGAUUUCGGUGGACAGUACAUUUUCUAUGCAACUCAUACAAUCUUUCACAGCAAAAGAGCAAUUUAUCUUCUGGUGUUUGAUUUGUCUGUUGGCUUGAACCAAAUUGUCACUGAGGACCAGUUUUCAACAGAGUCGGAAAGCAGAAAUAUGAAAUAUUUCAUCAAUUUCUGGAUGAAUUCUAUUCAUUCGUUUGUUGGAUCCGCAGAUGGCUUAUUACCAAAGGUUAUCCUUGUGGGAACUCACAAAGAUAAACUUACAGGAAUGAAAGAAGAAAGAGUAAAUUAUAUCAGGAAGUACUUUGAAGACAUUAGACAAAUUUUUGAUGGCACAAAUCUUUCCAACCAUUUCCAUUUCGAAGAUUUUGCAAUUGAUAAUACUGAUGGAGAAGAUCCUUCAUUAAAUUCACUGCGUGAAACAAUUAUUAGAAUUGGAGAGGAACAGUCAGAAACAUUUGAAAUACCACUGAAGUGGAUUCAACUGGAAAAGUCGCUGCUGGAAAGAAAGCACCUAAAGCUUAUCUCAUUGUCGUUUGUUUUAGCAAUAGAUUCAGAGAAUGAAUUUCCACUGAGUGACAUAGAACAGGUAAAAUUGUUUCUCAGUUACCAUCAUGCAAAAGGCACAUUUAUUUAUUUUGACGAAAAUCCAAUAUCAGAAUAUGUUGUACUUGAUCCUCAGUAUCUCAUUGAUGCGUUCAAGUGCAUUAUUACAUGUGAACGUUUCUGCACAAAUGAACCCGAAGUACGCCCUUUCUGGAGAAUGUUACUGUCGGAGGGAAGGCUUGAAAAACAAUUGAUUGACCGACAGUGGGGGAAGCCUGAAGACAAAUUCAAGAUGUACAAAGAAAACAAAGAAAUUCUGCUUUCUUUUCUUGUGAAACAUCACAUUAUAUCAGAAGCUGCGUAUUUUGAUGAAAACACAAAACGGUCGGUAGGACUGGGUUGGUUUGUAGUGCCAAGUCUUUUAGCAGAUCAUUCAUCGAAAACAGAACUUCACGAAUUUGUCAAUGGAAAGAAACAGACAAACGUUCGAUAUGUGAUACUAUUCAGCUGUUCGUCAAUCGUGCCUACAGUCUAUCAUCGCUUAGUAUCAGCUGUCAUAGGUAAGUGGCCUAUAGCUAAAACUGGCAAGAAAACGUUAAUUUUCAAAGACAUGUGUAUAAUUCGGCUGAACAUUGAUCACGCUGGAAUAGCUGAAAUGAAAUACAACAAGAUCGAGGUGACAGUAGUUGGUCUUUGUCCUUCAACAGAUGUUGAUGGUGAACAAGCAGACGGUUUCCGUCGAUUUUCUGAAGCUGUAAUGACAAAUGAAUUUCGGAAGCUUCGAAAUGAGGAAGAGACUAACAUAAAACCAUACACCAUUUGGUUAAGAUGCAAUCAUCAGAGUCAUGGAUUAAAUGGUAGUGAAAAUUUAGUUGCAAUACAGGAUUUAGAGAACAGAAAAUUUGUUCCAUGUCCAGAUUUGAUGACGCAUGAUAUCAACGUCGGAAAGGCAAAAGGAGAGUGGUUUCAAGACAACAGAAAAAUAAUAGUCAUUCCAGACAGCCAACUGACUGACAAAUUACUUGGCAACAUAUCACAGUGCAUCGGUAACAACUGGCAACUACUUGGUCUUGAACUAGGGCUAUCACAAGUUCAGAUAGAACACAUUGUCGAAGACCAUCCACAUAGUGCAGUCAUGAGAAUAUACACAAUGCUUCAAACUUGGUGUCGCGAAGAUGAAGAUCAGGCAACGCUGAGAGCUCUAGUUGAGACAAUACAACGAUGUUCUGUUGUUUGCGUUGAUUGGGACAAUCUGAGAAAUAUCCUAGAUAAACUGCAUUAAAAAGUCCUUACGUGUGUGCUGAUUGCGACAAAUUGAGAAAUAUUUCAGAUAAAUUUCAUUAUUUUUUUUAAAGGUGACCUUACUUAAGAAAUGAAAAAUAAAAACUGAGGAAUAACCUAGAUAAACGUAAUUAAAUUGUCCGCACUCGAAUAUGAACUGGACAAUUGAGGAAUUUUUUAGAUAAAUUACAUCAAAAUGACCACAAGUGAGAGAAGUGAGUGUUGGUUGAGCCAGAUUCGAGAAAUACAUUAAAUGAAUCGCAUUAAAAGUAUUUUCCGUCAGCAUUGAACAAACUGAGAACUGUCGUAAACAUAUUUGGUCUUACGUGACUGUUGAUUGAAACAAACUAAAAAAGAAAACACACAUAAAUUAUGCUGAGUGUUUAUUCUAGAAUCUUUACAAUAUCCCUUAAAUAACCUAAUUGAGAUAACAGGGGCCGUAUUCAUAAAGCAUCUUAAGUAUAAGUAUAAGAAAUUGAUUAUUUUCUUAAGUAUUACUUAGGUUAGAAAUUUAUUUUAUUUAAGUGUAUUUGUUAUUCAUAAAACAACUUAAUAAGUAAUUCUUGUUUUUUAUUGUGGACGAAAACAUUAAAAAAAACAACAUUAAUUUCAGACAGAUACAAGUCAUUUCUUACGUAUCUUAAGUUUUAGCUGUUUUAUGACUAGAACUUAAGUUUUUGCUUAGACUUAAAGGUGGAUAAUCAGAUUUUGGCCAUGUAACGGAUUUGUUCGAAACUUAAGCAUCUGAUCAUUUACACUCAUUUAUGUUCACUUAACAUUAAUACAAAUUAGAUUUUCACUGGAGGUAUUUUUAAAAUUUCAUUUUCCUAUCCUGGUUGCCCAACCAAGAUAGAGUUAUUUUAUCAUAAGUAUACAUUUGAUAAACAUACUUUGCCUAAGGAAAUGUAUAAAUAUUAGACAUAUUGUAAUAUAUUUGUAAAAUAUUUGCAUUAAAAAUUAUGUAUUUAGAUGGAAUUCAUUAGAAACGCAAGUUUGAAAAAUUAUUAUUACCUCCCUUUGCCUAUCUUUGUUGCGCAAUCAAGAUAGAUUGGAAAUAAAUGAAUUCAGAAGCUACACACAGCUUUUUAACUUGCAUUUUGGUUCAGAUUGUUCAAUAGUUGAUAUGUCUAUCAAAUGCAAAUGUAAAACUAGACAUUGUAUCGAAAUAAAAAGAAAUACCCAGCUUUUUAUAUACUUUCAUAUUAAAGGGGAGUAAUUACAAAAUUUUAUAAAAAUAAUAAAAUAUACAUUUCAAAUAGGAAUCUAACGCUAUGUAAUCGGUCUUUUUGUUCCUUAAAUAAUUCUCUACCAGAAUAUACAAAAAGUAAAAAAUGUCAUUAAAUGUUGUUUAAAUGUGAUUGACCACUUUUAAGUUGAAAUCACCACAAACUUAAGUAAAAUCUUAAACUUAAGUCAAAACUUAUACUUAAGAUGCUUUAUGAAUGCGGCCUCAGGUCUUUAUUCCCACAUGUUAGCGUUCAAUGUGAAAACUGCGAAACAUUGAAAAUGAACCGAAAUUACACCAGGAACAAUCAUGACAACUAUUGAACAGUUAUACCAUGUGAAAUGAAUAUUUUUGGACAGACGACUAGGUUCUGGUGUAAUGUAAUUAUUGUUGUGUUUGUACAUGUAUUAAUUAAAAUGUUUGCAAUACGUAAUACACUACUGAAGUGAUUAUUUUGCAGUUUAACGCAUGUAGAAACAAUAGCAUUACCUUCCAUUGUCUCCUUUCACGACAAUUUUAAUGACCUUAUACGGGUGGAGCAAGGACUUGAUUUAAUGCCGUCAUAUUGACAAUGUCCGAAUUAUCUAUUUCUUCCUUCUCCAUUUUUUAAACGUUGAAUAGGCAAUAGUUUGAAAUAUAUUUCUGUAUAGACAUAGCUUGUUGAAUAAGUAAAACCUGAGGUAAGUUAUGAACAUCUGACCUAUAAAGCCAUUGGAACAGUAUUCAGGUAAUGGAAAAAUAGUUUCAGCGUUUGUUAUAGACAUUUAACUGUAUUCGUUAUGAAAUUAUGCAAAAUAUUUUAAAAGGAGUCUUAUUUAUUGCAUCAGUUUUUCAUUGUACCUAUCUUCUAUUUUAGUUAAGGUUUGUUAUUGCAUAUUUGGACCUAUCUUAAUUCCUGGUAAUUAAUUUGUUGCAUAUGGUAUUGUACAGAAGUAAAUUAUGAUGAUGUCACAAUUAAAAUAAAAAUACGACAUUGAAAUAAGUGUCUCUUCAAAAACUAAUGUUCGAUUUUCGCAAUAUUGUUUCAGUUUUGUGUAUGCUUUUAGCAUGCUCUGUCUGGAUAUACAAAUUGUUUAUAUCAGCGAAGACAAUAUAAUCGGUCGAUUGAUAAGUAUCAGUCUGUUUGAAAUAGUUUGUCAUACACUCGAAAGUGAAAUUAAAUGAAAGUUGAUGAUAUUUCUGUUAAUGUAUUGAUGAUUAAUAUCCAUGUAAACUGGU
Molecule: messenger RNA, 10182 nt
Organism: Mercenaria mercenaria
Lineage: Eukaryota; Metazoa; Mollusca; Bivalvia; Venerida; Veneridae
Exons: 7
Coding region: 4990-7740 (916 amino acids)
Biological process (GO): protein secretion; cellular response to insulin stimulus; signal transduction
Cellular component (GO): trans-Golgi network transport vesicle; synaptic vesicle; endosome
Molecular function (GO): GTP binding; GTPase activity; protein binding
Source: RefSeq, a predicted model, not a curated record